CGGGCCUGUUUCCGGGUGGCGCGUGGGGCUUGAGGGAGAGAACGGCGCUUGCUGCCACCAACAUGGAGACUUUGUACCGUGUCCCGUUCUUAGUGCUCGAAUGUCCCAACCUGAAGCUGAAGAAGCCGCCCUGGUUACACAUGCCGUCGGCCAUGACUGUGUAUGCUCUGGUGGUGGUGUCUUACUUCCUCAUCACCGGAGGAAUAAUUUAUGAUGUUAUUGUUGAACCUCCAAGUGUUGGCUCUAUGACUGAUGAACAUGGGCAUCAGAGGCCAGUAGCUUUCUUGGCCUACAGAGUAAAUGGACAGUAUAUUAUGGAAGGACUUGCAUCCAGCUUCCUAUUUACAAUGGGAGGUUUAGGUUUCAUAAUCCUGGACCGAUCGAAUGCACCAAAUAUCCCAAAACUCAAUAGAUUUCUUCUUCUGUUCAUUGGAUUCGUCUGUGUCCUGUUGAGUUUUUUCAUGGCUAGAGUAUUCAUGAGAAUGAAACUGCCACGGAGUCUCGCUCUGUUGCCCAGGCUGGAGUGCAGUGGUGCCAUCUCGGCUCACUGCAAACCCCGCCUCCCAGGUUCAUACCAUUCUCCUGCCUCAGCCUCCCUAGUAGCUGGGACUACAGGCGCCCGCCACCAUGCCCGGCUAAUUUUUUGUAUUUUUAGUAGAGACGGGGUUUCACUGUGUUAGCCGGGAUGGUCUCGAUCUCCUAACUUCGUGAUGCCCCUGCCUCGGCCUCUCAAAGUGCUAGGAUUACAGGCAUGAGCCACCGUGCCCAGCCUGAAUAAACCAUUACUAUUUCUAAAAGAAGAAAGUGAGGUUUCCAUUUCUAGGACCAUUGGAGUGGGUAGUAGACCAGGAGUGAGGAGACUUGUGUUUUAAUGCUGGUUCUGUUCUUUUCUGGUCUUGUGAUUUUGAGCAAACCACUUAAUUGCUGUCACACUCUUCAUCUGUGAAAUGAGACUAAUCCUUGUUUCACACACCUUUUUAAGAUUGUUGCAAGGGUUAAAUGCAAUACUGAAUGUGGUAAUGUUUUGAGAAGUUUCUGUUAGUGCUAACCUAGCACAGUGCUUGCCUUAAUAUACAGACACACUGAGUGAUUAUUGAAAGAAUGGCCUUAAAAUAAAGAUUAAAUAGAAGGUCCUUCAUGGUGGCUUCUCUUGUUUCUAGUUGGUUUUUGAGUUCUUGAUUUACUUUUUAUUGUAUUUAUCUACAAUUUUACUUAUGUAAAAUUCUCACAGGCCUGAAUAUAAGAUUAUGAAAUUUUCUGGGUCAUGAGAGGGGGCUAAGUGAUUGAGUAUAUAUUAUAGUAAGUGUAUUUCAACAAUUUUAUUUUUAUUUCCUACCAAGAAGUAUAGUAAUGUAUUUGUUCUUCUUUUCUUUUUUCUAACAUGGUAUUGUUAUAGCAUUAUAAUAUUUCUUAGUAUCUCCAAAAUCGUCCUUAAGGUAAAACUAUUUGAAGUUUGGCAGCUUUGAACAGGACAUGUCUAUUUAAAUAUUCUUUUCUAUCUAAAUAUAGGUUGACAAGCAUGGGUCACCCACUAGUUACAAGGAAGGAUACCAUAAUAUAUAGCUAUGUUAAGAGAUAGAGUACAAAGUGUAUAUUCACAUAUAGGUAUAUACAAAUGACAAGAAGUUACUCCUAAUGAGUCUUUAGUACCCUUGUUUCAUAGUGUAAGCUAGCUGUUGGGUAACUUCUACUACAGAGUGCAGAUACUAGUGGAUGCUUGCUUAAAAUCUUCUUGAACCUUUUUUUUUUCUUGUGAAGCUUAUGUUUUAAAGUAUCGUUUUUGUGACACAUCAGGCAUUAAUAGUAGCAAAUUUAUGUGAGGUCUUUAAAGUCAAUGUAUAUAUCCAAAGAACCUUUUAAUUUUUAUUUUAUUUUUUUUUUUUGUGGGGGACUGAGUCUGGCUCUGUUGCCAGGCUGGAGUGCAGUGGCGUGAUCUUGUUUCACUGCAACCUCCGCCUCCCGGGUUCAAGCGAUUCUCCUGCCUCAGCAUCCUGAGUAGCUGGGACUCAGGCGUGCACUACCACACCAGGUAAUUUUUGUGUUUUUAGUAGAGACGGGGUUUCACCGUGUUGGCCAGGAUGGUUUCUAUCUCUUGACCUCGUGAUCCACCUGCCUCAGCCUCCCAAAGUGUUGGGAUUACAGGCGUGAGCCAUUGUGCCCAGCUGAACCUUUUUAUUUUUAAAUUUUUGUUCAGUUUUGGAUUUGGGAGGAGGUGAGAAGUAUCUGGUUGUCAAGGUGGUUGUGUUAGAUCAAAGUUCUCUUUACUCAGAGUGUGGAUUGGCCAGGCUGAUAUAGCAGAAUGAAAAGAGUACGUGAGUUCUAGGUUGAUUGCAUUGGCUGAACAUAAGUCUAAUCAUACAGGGAGUCAAGUGAGUUCAGAAGCUGAAAGGGAGGGAAGUCACAUUUUUGAGUGUUUGCUGUGUGCCAAGCACUGGAGGAGACGUCAGUAUUAUCAAGUAGUUUUUAAAUCCUACGUUACCAGUGAAGAAACUUGGGACUCUAAAAAUAGCAGCUAACAUUUGUCAAGCGCAUAUAACUAUGAGUAGCAAGUACUAUACGAGUAGAUUCUCUGAUAAUCCUUAAAACACUUUGAGGCACUCCAUUUUACAGAUGAGGAAACUGAGUGAGGUUUGCCAGGCUCAUGCAGUAAGUGGUAGAAGUAGGGUCAAAAGAAGAGGCAUUCUGAAGCCAUCAGUGAGUAUAGGGUGUUGUAAACCUUUUUUUUUUUUUUUUUUUUUUCUGAGACGGGGGUCUUACACUGUUUCCCAGGCUGGAGCACGGAGUUUCACCGGGUUAGCCAGGAUGUUUUUGUUUUUGUUUUUGUUUUUUUUGAGAUGGAGUUUCGCUCUUUUCGACCAGGCUGGAGUGCAAUGGCAUGAUCUUGGCUCACUGCAACCUCCACCUCUUGGGUUCAAGCAAUUCUCCUGUCUCAGCCUCCCAAGUAGCUGGGAUUACAGGCGUCUGUCACCACACCCAGCUAAUUUUUGUAGUUUUAGUAGAGGUGGGUUUUCGCCAUGUUGGCCAGGCUGGUCUCGAACUCCUGACCUAGUGCUCCACCUGCCUCAGCUUCCCAAAGUGCUGGGAUUACAGGCAUGAGCUACCACGCCCGGCCUAGUAAACCCUUUCUUAAUGUGGAUGCUGGUACAUAAUUUUUCUGUUUUUUUUUCCUGAUCCUGUAGAUUCUUAAUUAAUAAUAGACUUUAAGGGUUUAUUGCCAAAGGAAAGGUUUGGAACUUUUAUAACACUAGAUUUAAUGCUUUAAUUUAAAGUGGAUUUCAGGGCCUAACUUGCACAUUUAAUAAAAGGAUCUCCUGUUUGACCAGCAUAAAGUUUGACCUUACCAGCAGGUACAGCUAAAGCUCCUGUUAUCCAGACAUUUCCUAAAGUAUUAGAGGUUCAGGGGCAGAUGUUGGUGCACACUGUUUUUUGAAGUCUCAAAGGCUCAUCUCCUAGACCUGAAUAGCUUCUGAUUUUCCCAGUUCUCUUCUGGUAAUAUUAGAGUUUUUAGAAAUCCAAACCAGUUUCUUUCCAUAGAAAACAGCUUGAUUUUGUUGCACUUCUGAGAGCCUAAAAUAGAUUGAUUCUGACUCUUUAACUUUUAGAUAUCAUUUUCUUUUCUUUACUUCCUUUUCUUAUUCUGUGUUGUUUAGCAUAUUGCUUUGUAACUUUAAGAGGGAAGGGCCAGGCGCGGUGGCUCAUACCUGUAAUCCCAGCACUUUGGAAGGCCGAGGUGGAUGGAUUAACUGAGGUCAGGCAUUUGAGACCAGCCGGGCCAAGAUGGUGAAACCAUGUCUCUAUUAAAAAUAGAAAAAGUUAGCUGGGUCACCUGUAAUCCCAGCUACUUGGGAGGCUGAGGCAGGAGAAUCGCUUGAACCCGGAAGGCAGAGGUUGCAGUGAGCCAAGAUUGCACCAUUGCACUCCAGCAUGGGCAA
Molecule: messenger RNA, 3932 nt
Organism: Symphalangus syndactylus (siamang)
Lineage: Eukaryota; Metazoa; Chordata; Mammalia; Primates; Hylobatidae
Gene: OSTC
Product: oligosaccharyltransferase complex non-catalytic subunit
Cellular component (GO): oligosaccharyltransferase complex
Source: RefSeq, a predicted model, not a curated record